Molecule: messenger RNA, 507 nt
Organism: Medicago truncatula (barrel medic)
Lineage: Eukaryota; Viridiplantae; Streptophyta; Magnoliopsida; Fabales; Fabaceae
Exons: 1
Coding region: 1-507 (168 amino acids)
Source: RefSeq, a predicted model, not a curated record
AUGAUAAAGAGGAAACUCUGUUUAUUACUUCAAAAUGUGACUCUGCAGGUUGAUAAAGAGGACAGGUGGCUUUGGAGAUUGAAAUCAAGUAAUGAUUUCACUGUUCGGAGUGCUUCUAAAGUUUUGGUUAAUCAACAAAACACAUACACCGAGGUUUCUCCGAAUGCUCUUUGGCACAAGGAUAUUCCUCUGAAGGUCGUUCUCUUUGCUUGGCGUCUGAUUCGUGACAGGUUGCCAACUAAGGAUAAUUUGAUUCGUCGUGGAAUUAUAGGUCCUAAUGAUAGUUUGUGUGUUGGUGGCUGUGGUUUGAUGGAAACUUCCCCUCGUUUAUUUUUACAUUGUCAACUUUUUGGGGAGGUCUGGCACUUUAUUCAUCUUUGGUUGGGUGUCUGCUCGGUAAUCCCUAAUGUGCCGGCAGAUUACCUAAAUCAGUUUAGUUUUGUUGGUGGCAAUUGUCCCAAGGGGCUGCUGUCUAUUAUGCAGUUGAUUUGGCUUGCGACGGUGUGA